Messenger RNA from Leptopilina boulardi, 1232 nucleotides. RefSeq lists its product as uncharacterized. Lineage: Eukaryota; Metazoa; Arthropoda; Insecta; Hymenoptera; Figitidae. The transcript is spliced from 2 exons. The record is from RefSeq and is a predicted model, not a curated record. The coding region runs from base 344 to 1009 and encodes 221 amino acids.
CUAUUACUCUUACGGGCCCUAUAUAGGCUGCCGGCAAGAUUGGGUUUUUCCCAGGCUGGCGCCUAGCACUACUGCCAGACGAAGUCUCUUUUGUCCAACGCAUACGGGCUAUUCACUUCUCUCUCACUCUCCAAUGCCUUUUUUCGCAUCUACGGAACCAGCGUUUGUUUUCCCGGCAAAACAAAGACUGUCAAUCCCUUCCACAAGGGGUAAAAUGGCGCCCUUCCGCCUAUAUAAGGGACGGUCCCAUGUACAUCGCUUUCAAUUGAUUUUCUGGUCUUUAAGUGGAAAUAAACAAAUAAACCUUUAAGUGGUGCCUUAUUCAUCAUCUCACCGCAUUACGAUGGACAAAUCUGUCAAAAGGAAACACAAGAGCGCCCGCCAGAAACUGAGGAGCCAGAACCGAGGGUGGAGAAUUCGAGAACACAAGAAAUUAAUGAAACUUCAGCGUCGGUUGGAAAGACAGGUCAACCAGCCUUCCAUCGCAAUUACCGAGAGAAGUCUAGCAGUUCAUCCGGAGAACACACCCUCACAACCUUGGACCUUCCAAGCGGAUACAGUCACAACAAACGAACCUAUCAUUCCCAUCUUCAAGGAGACUUGCUCCACAUCUCCAAAGCCUAACUAUCCUGAAUUCACGAGACCGACCACACAGGAACCUCCUCCUCUCAUCUCCCGGUUUGAGGCAGUGCCGUCCUCGGUCUUCACAUUCCAAAGUCUGAAGAUAGACUUCACCCUGAGCGACAGUGACGACGACAUUUUGGACUUAACACCGGGAUCCCCAAUAGCUAUGAGCCCUCCUCUUCCAAGGUCACGGGAGAGGAGUCCGGCAACAGCACAAUCCGGCCCAACGAGGGUUUCUCCGACCGAAAUCUUAGAGGACAAGAAAAACGAGGGACCUCGCUCUCUGCUUGACAUUCCGUUCAGGCAGAAUACCACCCUCCGAGAGCUGAACCAUGUUCCUUCAGUUACCCGAAAAUUCGGGCGAUGGACAGCGACCAAUCAAUGACAGGGGCAUGUGCCCCAAAGAUCUCAGCUUCGAUGAAUUUCUUUCAUUUUAUUGUAAAUAAUAAAUAAUUACCUGAUAAAAUAUCUUGUAAAAUGGGGUAUUUGGGUGAAUAAAUGGUAUAUUUUUGGAAUUCUUUCGUUGUCACUUUUCUACCUUCAUUGAAAAAAAUUUUCUUUGCUUUAAUGACUAUUAACCGCAUAGCAACUUUAAAUGUAGUCAGCGU